AUGGUGCCAUCUUUGACCUCAGCUGUGUAUUUCUUUGUGUUUCUGGGCCUGUGCACAUGGUGGUCCUGUUGCCAAGUGUUUGAUCCGCUGAUAUUCAGCUGCCUGUGUGUGUUAAUGGCUAUAUUCAGUGCAGGCCACUUGAUUGGACUUUAUCUGUACCAGCUACAGUUCUUUCAGGAGGUUGUUCCACCAAAAGAUUUCUAUGCCAGGUUGUUCGGUGUCACUUCUCUUACUCAGACAAACUGCUCAAGCACUUGGAUGAUCAUCAAGAAUCAGGAGCUACAUUGGUAUCACCAUGCCAAUCCAAUCUUACUACUGGUGAUGUACUACACCCUCGCAACUCUCAUCCGUCUCUGGCUGCAGGAGCCCGUUCAGAUGCCUGGUGAAGAGAAAUCUGUUAGCAGGGAAGAUGACAAAGAACUAGCCUGCAGCCCAGUCCCAAUGACAGCAGAGAGAAGACGCAGUCUGUGGUAUGCAAGCCACUAUACAACUGAUGAGAGAAAACUUCUGUCAAUGACCCAAGAUGAAUACAAGCCAUCGGAUGUGCUGCUGGUCACGGUGAAUGGAAGCCCUGCAGACUACCACACCAUCCACCCAGCACUGCCCUUAGAGAACGGUCCAGCCAAAGCAGACAUGUACUCAACACCACAGUACAAAUGGGAACCAUCAGAUGAUAUGUCAGAAAAGGAAGAGGAGGAGGAGGAGGAGGAAGAGGAAGAGGAAGAAGAGGAAGUUACUCAGGAGGAAAAAGAAAAUGUUAAAUUGCAUGCCCUGGUCUCUGUGUUCCAAUUCAUCAUGAAACAAAGUUAUAUUUGUGCUCUGAUAGCUAUGAUGGCAUGGAGUAUCACAUAUCACAGCUGGCUGACGUUUGUGUUGCUGAUCUGGUCUUGCACACUGUGGAUGAUUCGGGACCGGAGGAAAUACGCCAUGAUCAGUUCACCUUUCAUGGUUUUCUAUGGAAAUUUACUGUUGACAUUGCAGUAUAUAUGGAGUAUUGAGCUCAGGAAUGAUGAACUUCCUCAAGUGUCUGGCUUUUUAGAAAGAAAAGAACCUGGGGAGUUGGCUUCAAAGAUUCUUUUCACAAUUACUUUCUGGCUACUGCUUAGGCAACACCUCACUGAACAGAAAGCACUUCGCCUAAAAGAAGCUACUUUAUCUGAGGUCAAAGUUGGAAGUGAAGAAGAUGAAGAAAAAGAAGAGGAGUUGCAAGAGGGAGAAGUGCCAGAACCAGAAGAGAAGAAGGAGGAGAAGAAGGAGGAGGAGGAGGAGGAUGAAGAGGACGAUGAGGAUGAACAGGAUAUUAUGAAAGUCCUGGGGAAGCUGGUGAUGGCUAUGUUCAUCAAGUACUGGAUUUAUGUCUGUGGAGGCAUGUUCUUCUUUGUCAGCUUUGAGGGUAGAAUUGUCAUGUACAAAAUCAUCUAUAUGGUGCUGUUCCUCUUCUGUGUGGCACUCUACCAGGUGCACUAUGAGUGGUGGAGAAAGAUUUUAAAGUACUUUUGGAUGUCAGUGGUUGUUUACACAAUGUUGGUCCUUAUCUUCAUCUACACAUACCAGUUUGAGUCAUUCCCUGGGUUGUGGAAGAACAUGACAGGCCUGGAUGAAAAAAAACUAGCAGACCUUGGCUUAAAACAGUUUUCUGUGGCUGAGCUAUUCACACGCAUCUUUAUCCCCACCUCCUUCCUCCUGGCGUGCAUCUUACACCUUCACUACUUCCAUGACCGCUUUCUUCAGCUCACUGAUCUAAAAGCUGUAACCAGCAAACGGGACAACACCAUUUACAGACUGGUGCACCAAGAUGGAAGCCUACCUGACAUAACUAUGAUGAAUUUAACAGCCAGCAGAGAAAAGGAAGAGGAUAGAAUGGUGGAAGAGGCUGGUGAGAAAAGGAUGGAAGAGCCAGAGGGGGAGGGAGGGAAAGGGAGGGUUGAUAAAGGAAAAGGAGAAGAAAAGGAAGAUGAGGACAAGGAAGAAGAUGAUGAUGAAGACAAUGAGUCAGAGGAAGAAGAAACUACAGACUUAAAGAACAAAUGGCAUCUGGUGAUUGACCGCCUUACAGUAUUGUUUUUGAAAUUCCUGGAGUAUUUUCAUAAGAUGCAAGUCUUUGUGUGGUGGCUGCUGGAGCUGCACAUCAUCAAAAUUGUUUCCUCUUACAUCAUCUGGGUCACAGUGAAAGAGGUGUCUCUGUUUAACUUUGUGUUUCUCAUUGCCUGGGCUCUUGCUUUGCCAUAUGCUCAGUUUCGCCCACUGGCAUCAAGUAUCUGCACUGUCUGGACAUGUGUGAUUAUUGUCUGCAAAAUGUUGUACCAGCUCACAUCUAUUGAUCCCAGCACUUUUUCCAGUAACUGUACAUUGCCAGGAGAGAAUGAAACUAAGGUAAAUUUAGAAGAACUCAAAACCUCAGUCCUCUACAGUGGGCCAGUUGAUCCUGCAGAAUGGGUUGGAUUAAGGAAGUCUCGUCCUCUGCUUGUGUACUUAAGGAACAACUUGCUGAUGCUGGCUAUUCUGGCCUUUGAAGUUACAAUCUACCGGCACCAAGAGUACUACCGAUGUCGAAACAACCUUACUGCUCCUGUCACUAAAACCAUUUUCCAUGACAUUACGAGAGCACAUCUGGAUGAUGGACUUGUCAACUGUGUCAAGUACUUCAUAAACUAUUUCUUCUACAAGUUUGGUUUGGAGACCUGUUUUCUUCUAUCAGUGAAUGUAAUUGGUCAACGAAUGGAUUUUUAUGCCAUGAUUCAUGCCUUCUGGCUGAUCGCAGUAUUGUAUCGACGUAGGAGAAAAGCUAUUGCGGAGAUCUGGCCAAAAUACUGCUGUUUUCUGGCAUGCAUCAUUACAUUCCAGUACUUCCUUUGCAUUGGCAUUCCACCUGCUCCUUGUAAAGACUAUCCAUGGAGAAGUGGUAAUGCCAACUUCAACUCCAACAUCAUAAAGUGGUUAUACUUUCCAGACUUCAUUGUGAGACCAAACCCUGUCUUCCUUGUCUAUGAUUUCAUGUUGCUGCUGUGUGCCUCCUUGCAAAGGCAGACAUUUGAGGAUGAAAAUAAAGCUGCAGUACGAAUCAUGGCUGGAGACAAUGUGGAAAUUUGCAUGAAUCUUGAUGCAGCAUCUUUCAGCCAGCAUAAUCCUGUUCCUGAUUUCAUUCACUGCCGGUCCUACUUAGACAUGUAUAAGGUGAUAAUAUUUAGUUACCUCUUCUGGUUUGUGCUUACUAUCAUCUUCAUAACGGGAACCACAAGGAUCAGCAUAUUCUGCAUGGGCUACUUGGUAGCCUGCUUUUAUUUCCUUCUCUUUGGUGGAGACCUGUUGCUGAAACCCAUCAGGAGCAUCCUGCGUUACUGGGACUGGCUGAUUGCCUACAACGUCUUUGUGAUCACAAUGAAGAACAUCCUCUCAAUAGGAGCAUGUGGCUACAUUGAAUCACUCAUUAAGAAUAGCUGCUGGUUGAUUCAGGCAUUUAGCUUGGCUUGUACAGUUAAAGGCUACCGUAUCCCAACCAACAAUCUAGAUUGUAAACUGCCCAGUGGAGAAGCAGGAAUCAUUUGGGACAGUAUAUGUUUUGCUUUCCUGCUGCUGCAAAGAAGAGUCUUCAUGAGUUACUACUUCCUGCAUGUCGUUGCAGAUAUAAAAGCUUCUCAGAUACUAGCAUCAAGGGGUGCUGAGCUUUUCCAGGCUACAAUUGUCAAGGCUGUAAAGGCAAGAAUUGAAGAGGAAAAAAAAUCAAUGGAUCAACUGAAAAGACAAAUGGAUCGCAUCAAAGCCAGGCAGCAAAAAUACAAAAAGGGUAAAGAGAGGAUGCUAAGCAUGACCCAGGACUCCUCAGAGGGGCCAGAGAUUCGGAAUGCUUCUGAAGAAGAUGAUGAAGGAGAAGCAGACAAAGAGAAAGCCAAGGGCAAAAAAAAGCUGUGGUGGCGGCCUUGGGUUGAUCAUGCUUCCAUGGUCAGAAGUGGAAAUUAUUAUUUGUUUGAGACGGACAGUGAAGAGGAAGAAGAAGAGGAGAAAAAAGAAGAGGAAGAGCCUCGGAAAAAAUCUGCAUUUCAGUUUGUUUAUCAGGCCUGGAUUACUGACCCUAAAACAGCUCUCCGGCAGAGACGCAAAGAAAGGAAGAGCUUUGGCAAAGAGGAGAAGCGAAGGCGAAAAGGGUCUGGGGAUGGUGGCACUGAUGCCGACUGUGAAGACAGUGAAGAGGAGCCAGUCAAGAAGAAAUCUGAUGGACCAGAUAACAUCAUCAAGAGGAUAUUUAAUAUCUUGAAGUUCACUUGGGUCCUUUUCCUGGCAACUCUGGACAGUUUCACAGCCUGGCUUAAUUCCAUCUCCAGAGAACACAUCGAUAUCUCCACCGUGCUACGAAUCGAGCGCUGUAUGCUGACCAGGGAGAUUAAGAAGGGAAAUGUUCCAACAAGGGAAAGCAUCCAUAUGUACUACCAAAACCACAUGAUGAAACUUUCAAAGGAGUCAGGACUGGACUCCAUUGAUAAAAAUCCCAGUCAAGCUUCUGCUUUGCAAGCAUCUGAAAGAAUGGAUAGUUUAGAUUCAGCAGCUUCUCGUGACAGUAUCUCCAGUGAACCUACACAGGUCACCAUGCUCUAUUCUCGUCAGGGGACAACAGAAACCAUUGAGGAGGUAGAAGGGGAGCAUGAGGAGGAAGGAGCUCAUUCUGCAUCCAGGCCAGAGGAAGAGGAGAUGGAAGAUUAUAGCCUGGAUUCAGAAGGAGCUGCAUACACUCCUGAUACUGACGUGCCAUUGUACUCCACUGUGGACAGCAAUGCAGAAGCUCCACCUUCCUAUAGCAAAGCUGUCAGCUUUGAACACCUUCCCUUUGGCUCCCCAGAAGACUCAGCUGGUAAGAGCCUCAUGAUGGUGAGCCCAGACGACAGUCGGACGGACAGGCUUGAUACGAUUCUCCCUCCGUUGACACACGAGCUAACUGCCAGUGAACUGCUGAUGAACAAGAUGUUUCAUGAUGAUGAGCUGGAGGAAUCUGAGAAGUUCUAUGUUGGUCAGCCUCGAGUUUUGCUUCUUAUUUAUGCCCUGUACAACACGCUGGUGGCCCGAUCAGAAAUGGUCUGCUACUUUGUGAUCAUCCUCAACCACAUGAUCUCUGCCUCCAUGAUAACCUUGGUGCUUCCCAUUCUUAUCUUCCUGUGGGCCAUGCUGUCUGUUCCUCGGCCAAGCAAACGUUUCUGGAUGACAGCCAUAGUCUACACUGAGGUGGCCAUUGUCAUCAAGUACUUCUUCCAGUUUGGCUUCUUUCCUUGGAAUAAAUACGUGGAUUACACAAAAGAUAAACCUUACCAUCCACCCAAUAUCAUUGGUAUUGAGAAGAAAGAGGGUUACGUGCACUAUGAUCUUGUUCAGCUCCUCGCCUUAUUCUUCCACAGAUCCAUUUUAAAGUGCCAUGGAUUGUGGGAUGAAGAUGAUAAAGGGGACAGCUCCAGUAAUAAAGAGGAUACUGAUGACGAGCUUUCUCUGACAGGAGGCAGGAGAGACUCUUCUGCCUCUUUGAAAUCUGUCAAUCUUGCAGCAUCAGUGGAGUCCAUCCAUGUCCACUUCCCUGAGCAGCAGACUGCCGUCAGGAGGAAGAGCUCUAGCAGUGUAUCACAGCUUUCACACAGGUCCAGUUUCUCUUCACACAGAUCUAAGAGAGGAAGUACCAGUACACGAAACAGCAGUCAGAAAGGAAGCAGUGUGUUAAGCAUCAAGCAAAAAUCCAGAAAAGAGCUUCUUAUGGAAAAGUUUCGAGAACAAAUGAUCAAAGCCAAGGCCUUUACAAUUAAAAAGACUCUCCAGGUGUAUGUGCCCAUCAGACAGUUCUUCUACAACCUUAUUCAUCCAGACUACAGUGCAGUGACUGAUGUCUAUGUCCUGAUGUUCCUCGCAGACACAGUGGACUUCAUCAUCAUUGUGUUUGGAUUUUGGGCUUUUGGGAAACACUCUGCUGCAGCAGAUAUCACCUCUUCAUUAUCAGAGGACCAGGUCCCAGAGGCAUUUUUGGUGAUGGUGCUCAUUCAGUUUGGGACCAUGGUGGUAGACAGAGCACUGUACCUCAAAAAGACUGUCAUGGGAAAGGUCAUCUUCCAGGUUAUCCUUGUUUUUGGAAUACAUUUCUGGAUGUUCUUUAUCUUGCCUGGAGUGACAGAAAGGAAAUUUAGCCAAAACACAGUUGCCCAGCUCUGGUAUUUUGUGAAAUGUGUUUAUUUUGGCUUAUCAGCCUAUCAGAUACGCUGCGGAUAUCCAACUCGUGUUCUUGGCAACUUCCUCACAAAAAGCUAUAACUAUGUCAACCUGUUCUUAUUUCAAGGGUUCCGCCUGGUUCCAUUUUUGACAGAGCUGAGAGCAGUAAUGGACUGGGUUUGGACUGAUACCACUCUCAGUCUUUCCAGCUGGAUCUGUGUUGAAGAUAUCUAUGCUCAUAUAUUCAUUCUGAAGUGCUGGCGAGAGUCAGAAAAAAGAUAUCCCCAACCAAGAGGCCAGAAGAAAAAGAAAGUUGUGAAGUAUGGAAUGGGUGGCAUGAUUAUCGUCUUGCUGAUUUGUAUUGUCUGGUUCCCACUGCUCUUCAUGUCUUUAAUCAAAUCUGUUGCAGGCAUCACCAACAAGCCUCUAGAUGUAUCAAUCACAAUAACUCUAGGAGGUUAUCAGCCUAUUUUUACAAUGAGUGCUCAGCAGAGUCAGCUCAAGGAUUUGAAUCAGACUGGUUUCAAUGCCUUUCUGGGAAGCUAUAGGGGUAACACUGCUGCUUUGCAGUUUCUAGAGGGCUAUGGAAAAGAAGACAUAACUCUAGCAGAUCUUGAGGGAAACUCAAACUCUUUAUGGACCAUCAGCCCUCCCAGCAGAGAGAAAAUGAUACAGGGACUGCUGGAUUUUUCAGCUGAGUUCACAGUGGUUCUUUCCUGGAGCAUUCAAAGAAAUCUCACCCUUGGUGCCAAAGCAGAAAUAGCAUCAGAUAAGCUUACCUUUCCCCUACCAGAAAACACCAGAAGAGAUAUUGCUACAAUGAUGUCUGGACAGGAGCAGAUGGAAAAGGUAACAUUAGAGAAAGUGUACCCAUACUACAUCAAGGCUCCUAGUGAUUCUCUGGCAAAACCUAUAAAGCAGCUACUGACAGACUGCAGAUGGGAAAACAUUACUGUUUCACUGGUCAAAAAUGUGUCUGAAGAGGGAGUUCGUGAGUGGUGGGUUUUGAAUCAGCUUGGGAAAAGAUACAAAACAUCAGAAGAGAGUCUUGAGCUCUUCGUAUUCAGUGAUAAAGUCAGUCCACCAAGCCUUGGAUUCUUGGCUGGUUAUGGCAUCAUGGGACUGUAUGCCUCUGUCGUCCUGGUGAUAGGGAAGUUUGUCCGUGAGUUUUUCAGUGGGAUCUCUCACUCCAUCAUGUUUGAGGAGCUACCCAAUGUUGACCGAAUCCUGAAGUUGUGUACUGACAUUUUCUUAGUACGAGAGACUGGAGAACUGGAACUAGAAGAAGACCUUUAUGCCAAACUAAUAUUCCUGUAUCGCUCACCAGAGACUAUGAUCAAGUGGACUAGGGAAAAAACUAAUUGA
Messenger RNA from Indicator indicator, 7539 nucleotides. RefSeq names its product piezo type mechanosensitive ion channel component 2 (gene PIEZO2). Gene Ontology annotation, cellular component: plasma membrane. The record is from RefSeq and is a predicted model, not a curated record. The coding region runs from base 1 to 7539 and encodes 2512 amino acids. Lineage: Eukaryota; Metazoa; Chordata; Aves; Piciformes; Indicatoridae. The transcript is spliced from 46 exons. Gene Ontology annotation, molecular function: mechanosensitive monoatomic ion channel activity; monoatomic cation channel activity. Gene Ontology annotation, biological process: regulation of membrane potential; detection of mechanical stimulus; cellular response to mechanical stimulus.